Molecule: messenger RNA, 4558 nt
Organism: Pseudoliparis swirei
Lineage: Eukaryota; Metazoa; Chordata; Actinopteri; Perciformes; Liparidae
Gene: apaf1
Product: apoptotic peptidase activating factor 1
Exons: 27
Coding region: 177-3947 (1256 amino acids)
Biological process (GO): apoptotic signaling pathway; regulation of apoptotic process
Cellular component (GO): apoptosome
Molecular function (GO): protein binding; ADP binding
Source: RefSeq, a predicted model, not a curated record
UAAAAAACAAAAUUAGGCGUGUAGCACAACGUUCACAGAGAAAUACUUUGUUUUUCAUUCACUGGAUUUUAUUUUAGGAACGUACAACUAUAUACAGUUCAACACGUAAGUUCCUCGGCAGAGAAAAUAAGACGUCCUGCAACAGGGGUCCUGCAUGGUGGGCCUGUCGCGCAGAGAUGGCGUUGGAGGAAGGGGCGCGGAGCUGUCUGCUGCGCUCUCGCCACCGGCUGGAGCAGGACAUCAAGCCCUCCUACCUGAUGGACCACAUGAUCAGUGACGGCGUGCUGACUGGGGACGAGGAGGAGAGGAUCAGGACCCAGGCCACCAGGAAGGAUCAGGCGGUGGCCCUGCUGGAGCUGCUGCUCAGGAAGGACAACCGCGCCUACGUCUCCUUCUACAAUGCAUUGGUCAAGGAGGCGUACAAUGAUUUGGCCAAUCUGCUCCAUGCCGACCUGCCCCGCGCGUUACCUGAGGCCCAUGCGCGCUCCUCUGAUUGCUGCACACCUCUCGUCCAGACGGUGCUCAGUGAAGGCGGCGUCCCGCAGAGGCCCGUGGUGUUUGUCAGCAGACCGGAGCUCGUGAACCACGUCAGGGAGAAACUCUACCGGCUGCAGAAGGAGCCGGGCUGGAUCACCGUCUUCGGCAUGGCCGGCUCGGGCAAAUCGGUGCUGGCUGCCGAGGCCGUCAGACACCACGGACUUAUCGAAGAGUGCUUUCCCGGCGGGAUCCACUGGCUGUCCAUCGGCCAGCUGGACAAACCGGACCUGCUGGUGAAGAUCCAGUCGCUGUGUUUCCGCCUGGAGCAGAGCCUCGACUCCCAGUCCCUCCACCGGAGCCCCAACACGCUGGACGAGGCCAAGGAGCGCCUGCGCUUCCUGAUGCUGCGCAGAUACCCAAGAGCUCUGCUGAUUCUAGAUGACAUCUGGGACAGCAGCGUGCUGAAGGCGUUCGAUGUCCAAUGUCGGAUACUUUUGACCACCAGAAACAGAAGCCUCACUAACUCUGUUAGUGGCGCAAAAUAUGAGGUGGAAGUGGAGAGCGGUCUGGAUGAAAACAAGGGAAUGGAGAUCCUCGCUCUGUACACGAAAACCAAACUCCACGGGCUUCCCGAGGAGGCUCGCAGCAUCGUCAGAGAAUGCAAAGGCUCCCCGCUGGUGGUGUCCCUGAUCGGCGCUCUGCUCAGGGAGAAACCCGACCGCUGGCGUUACUACCUGCGGCAGUUGCAGCAGAAGCAGUUCAAGCGCAUCAGGAAGUCGUCGUCCUACGACUACGACGCCCUCGACCAGGCCAUGGCGGCGAGCAUCGAGGUGCUCCCCGACCAACACCGAGAGCUCUACAAGGACCUGGCGGUGCUGGAGAAUGACAUCAAAGUCCCCGCCAAGGUGCUGUCGGUCCUGUGGGAGCUGGAGCCGGAGGAGGUGGAGGACAUCCUCGAGGAGUUUGUCAACAGGUCUCUGCUCUUCGUGGACCGUCACAAUAAGCCCCACCUGUACUACCUCCACGACCUCCAGCUGGACUUCCUGGUGGAGCAGAAUCGCACCCAGCUCGAGAGCCUCCACAAAAAGGUGGUGAGCCAGUACCAGCAGCACUACAGAGAUGGCCCCCCCACCUCUGGAGAUGAGGAGUGUCUCUACUGGAUCAGAUUUCUGACCUACCACAUGGCCAAAGCCAACCUCUCCCAGGAGCUCUACUCGCUCAUGUUCUCUCUGGACUGGGUCAGCACCAAGGCCCGGCUGAUGGGCCCGGCUCACCUCAUCAACGACUAUGUGGAGUACGGACCCAUCCUGGACAAAGAGAGCUGUGAGGUGCGGAGUCAGUUCCAGGCGUUCCUCUCUCUGAGCGGCCACCAGCUGGAGCAGCGGCCGUUCCCCGACGUGGUGCAGCUCGCUCUGUCUCAGCCGCACGCGUCCGAGGUCUACCGGCAGGCCCUGCUGCAGGCGCGGCGCCGCGCCGGCACCGGGGAACUCUACUUCGACUGGCUGAAUAAGAGCAGCGUGGAGAGUCUGUCCCGCCUGGUGAUCCACCCCCACCAGGGCUCCGUCUACUCCGCCUGCUUCUCCCAGGACGGAGCCAAGAUCGCCUCCAGUGGCGCCGGCAAGACGCUGAAGGUGUUUAAGAGCACCACGGGCGAGAAGCUGGCGGAGAUCCAGGCGCACGAUGACGACGUGCUAUGCUGCGCCUUCUCCCCCGACGACCGUCUCCUGGCAACCUGCUCCAGCGACAGGAAGGUCAAGGUGUGGAACGUGGAGAGCGCCAUGCUGCUCCGGGUGUUUGAGGAGGAGCACGAGGAGCAGGUCAACCACUGUCAGUUCACCAACACGGCGCGGCGCCUCCUGCUGGCCACCUGCUCCAACGACAACUUCCUGAACGUCAAGCUAUGGAACCUCAACAAACCGUCCUCCCAGAACACCAUGUUCGGCCACUUCAUGCCGGUCAACCACUGCUGUUUCUCCCCCGACGACGCCUACGUGUCCACGUCCUCCAACGACGGCACCGUGAAGCUCUUUCAGGUGGCGUCCGCCAACGAGUGGAAGACGAUCAGCGUGAGGGACGCGUUCGCGGAGGAGAGCGACGAGGAGGUGCUCGUCAAGUGCAGCACCUGGACCGCCGACGGCAAGCGCAUCGUGUGCGCGGCCAGGAACGCCGCUCUGGUGUUUGACGUGGAGACGUCGGCGAUGUUGUUGGAGAUCAGAACGAAUCGCCUGAGCACGGUGCAAUACUGCCACGCCUGCCCGACCAGUAACCUGCUGGCCAUCGCGCUCUCAAACUACACGGUGGAGCUGUGGGACUUGGAGGCCAAUAAGAAGAUGGCGGACUGCAGCGGUCACCUGAGUUGGGUGCAGCGUGUCCAGUUCUCUGCCGACGGCUCACAGCUGCUCUCCUGCUCUGACGACCAGACUGUCAGGCUAUGGGAGACGAAGAAGGUGCACACCUCUUCGGCCGUCUGCCUGAAAAGAGACUCGGACGUCCUCUUCAACGACGACGCCAUCGUGGUGUCGGCCGCAGACAACUGCAACCGGCUGCAGGUCCGUGAUGGCCGGACGGGAUCGGUGCUGUUCCAGUCGGAGGAGAUGUCGUCCAGGAUCCGGUGCACGUGUUUGUGCACACGGCCCUACGCUGUGGCCCUGGGCCAGGAAGACGGCACCGUGCAGGUGUUGGCGCUGCCCUCCGGGGAGCGGCUCGCCGUGCUGCCGGGUCACACCAGGACGGUUCUGCACUGCCGGUUCAGCCGGAGCGGGGAGACCCUGAUCACGUCCUCCGAGGACGCCACCUUGAGGGUGUGGAGGUGGCAGAGCGGCGAGUGCCGAGUGCUGCAGGGCCACAAGGAGCAGGUCCGACGCUUCUCGCUGCUCGCCAACGACGCCAGACUGCUGUCCUGGUCCUUCGAUGGCACCGUCAUGAUGUGGGACACGGCGAGCGGGGAGAAGCUGCAGGACGUCGAGGCUCACCGGGGCGCCAUCCUGUCCUGUGACGUCUCGCCGGACGCUCGCCUCUUCGCCACCACCUCCGCGGACAAGACUGCAAAGCUGUGGCGCUGUGAUUCCUGGCUGUGUGUCCAUACCCUGAGCGGCCACCAGGACUGCGUGCGGAGCUGCCGGUUCUCCUGGGACAACCGGCGCCUGGCGACGGGGGACGACAACGGAGAGAUUCGGCUCUGGAGCGCCGAGGACGGCGCCCUGCUGAGGAUCUGCUCCCGCGAGGGUCGGGACGGCAUGGACUCGCUCCACGGGGGCUGGCUGACCGACCUGCACUUCUCCCCCGACGACGCCCUCCUGGUCUCCACCGGCGGCUACGUCAAGUGGUGGGACGUGGGGAGGGGCGAGGCCCUGCAGACCUUCUUCCCGAUGGGCACGGCGUUGAAGAGGAUCCACGUCUCCGCCGACUUCUCCACCUUCGUCACCAUCGACAGCAUCGGUAUCCUCUACAUCCUGCAGAGGGCGCUGUGAGGCUUGGGGGGGGGGGGGGGAUUGUUUAUUUCAUUUAUUGUUUCGUUGAUCUGCUCAAAACGCUCCACGCGGGCAGACGUCCAGGACGCCUGCAGGGGGUCCUCGAGCCUUUAAUCAUGGGUGCCUAAUAAAGAGUUUGCACAGGCUUGAUCUAAAUGUGAAGACUGGAGGGUGUGUGUACUGCAUGGGGUGUGUGUAUGUGUGUGUGUGUGUGUGUGUGUGGGUUUUUUCUCUCCACCAGCACUUUGAUAGACGUGAAUAAUUGAUAUCGACAUUUACAUUUUAAUGAUCAGGCAUUUGGGGAUUUAACCCUCGAGUCGUCGUCUCCAUCGGAGUGAUUUUAUAAAACGUACAAUCAGAUGUUCACGUUGGGCUCUUUGCAGUGCUUUAUUAAAUGUGACAUUUUCUUUAUUUUAUAAUUAUUAUUAUUUUGUACCGCUUCUUUUUAUUUUUAUACCACUUUUUUUUACGUUGUUGAACUACUGAGCUGUUUCCAGUUUGUAAAGCUUGUCAUGUGACACCGGUGAUGAACUCCGCGGUGGUGCUCCUCCUCCUUUGGAGGCGUGUGUUCGCUGUAAUGCAACGGGUAAUUUAUAAAAGAUUAAACUACA